AGUGUGCUGCGUAGUAUGUGCAUAUAUCUCGUACUUUCAUAGUAAACCCUGUCGGAUACAAUAUGGACCGGUUACUAGAGGCUUGUUGCCAGGCAACCUCGUCGUAAAGACACUGACCAGGGAGAACAAUGCAUGGAGAGUGCCACCGGCCACCGUACGGUGCACAGUACGUCGAUUCCUCGCAAACUGUGCAAGUUCUAUUUUCGUUCGGUGUCGAGGACCGAUACGCGCAUGACCGGCAGCUAUCUGUGUUGUUCUGUGAACUGUGUUCAGUCCGCACGCCGCACCACCGAGCGCGGCCGCGCGCCGCGUACACAACACAAAAUAAUAACAAACGCGACGCGACAACGAACGCCUCACAGAAAACGAGUGUGAUCCAAACAGUGCUACAUUCCUCAUUCAAAUACGAAUAGUUUUUUUUUAAAUAAACAAAAUGAGACGCAACGUCAAAAUCCUGUUCCUAAUAGGAGCUGUGUGGAUGUUUUUCCUAUUUUACUACAUGCAGCCUGAUUCAGCACAAUCUAAGAAUGAGCUGAAUCCGGAAACAUUCUACAACGCUGGACAUGGACAGGAAGAAAACAUAGCCCUUCGUCUGAUAAAGCAGCACUCAGACGUGGAAGAACCAGAAAGCAGCCCGUCAUCCCCCGAGGAGACCUUCAACACUGGGCAUACGGGGAACACGGGGACCACUGGCCGCUCAUACUUCGACGAGGCGGGGUACGUGGCCGCGGGGGCCAAGGACUCGGACCCCUACGUGAGGAACAGGUUCAAUCAGGCCGCUUCAGACAACCUCCCCAGUAAUAGGCCCGUACCUGAUACCAGGAAUGCUAUGUGUCGACUGAAGAAGUACGAUGAUGACCUGCCUCAGACGAGCAUCAUCAUCACAUUCCACAACGAGGCGAGGUCCACAUUACUACGAACUAUUGUCAGUGUCCUGAAUAGAAGUCCGGAGCACCUGAUCAAAGAAAUUAUUCUAGUCGACGACUUCAGUGAUAAUCCGGAUGACGGCGCAGCUCUCCGCGCGAUCCGCAAAGUGAAGGUGAUCAGGAACACGAAGCGCGAGGGUCUGAUGCGGUCGCGGGUGAGGGGAGCUGACGCGGCCGUCGCGCCUGUCCUCACCUUCCUGGACUCGCACGUCGAGUGCAACGCGCACUGGCUCGAGCCGCUGCUGCAGAGGGUUAAGGAGGACCCAACCCGCGUGGUAUGUCCCGUGAUCGACGUGAUCAGCAUGGACACAUUCCAGUACAUUGGUGCGUCGGCGGACCUGCGCGGCGGCUUCGAUUGGAACCUAGUGUUCAAGUGGGAAUACCUGUCGCACGCGGAACGCAGCGCGCGUUUGAGCGACCCCACCCAAGUGAUCAGAACGCCGAUGAUCGCUGGUGGCCUGUUCAGCAUGGAUCGCCAGUACUUUGCCACGCUCGGCAAGUACGACAUGAAGAUGGAUGUCUGGGGAGGAGAGAACCUCGAGAUAUCGUUUAGGGUCUGGCAAUGCGGUGGCUCUUUGGAAAUAGUUCCAUGCUCGCGUGUCGGCCACGUUUUCCGUAAGCGUCACCCCUACACCUUCCCCGGCGGCUCUGGAGCCGUCUUCGCGAGGAACACCAGGAGAGCCGCUGAAGUCUGGAUGGAUGACUACAAGGAACUCUACUAUCGGUCACAGCCGUUAGCCAAACAGGUGGACUUCGGAGACAUAUCGGAGCGAGUAACUCUUCGCCACAAGCUGCACUGCAAGCCGUUCCGUUGGUAUUUGGAACACGUUUACCCGGAGCUGCAAGUGCCAGCCUUGACUGAACCGUCCCAUGUCAUCAAGCAAGGAGUCCGGUGUCUGGACACUAUGGGGCAUCUUGUAGGUGGACCUUUAGGAAUGUAUCCAUGCCACUACACGGGUGGAAACCAAGAGUGGCGUUUCGAGAAAGGCAUGAUCCGUCACAACCGGCUGUGCGUGUCGGUGUCCCCGGACGACCACAUGACGGCGGUGCUGGCGGCGUGCGAGCCGGCCGACCGCGCGCAGCUGUGGCGCCGCGCCGGCGCGCUCGUGCGGCACGACGCGCUCGACGCCUGCCUCGACACCGACAGACCCGCCCUCUACCUGCAGCAGUGCGACGAAGACAAACCCAGCCAACAGUUCGCAUUCUAGCAAUAUAACAGCCAUUUGGGAAACACAAACCGUUCUCUUCCAUUCAAAGGAAAAUACGCUUUCAGCUGAAAGUAAAACAGAGACGAAAACAACAGUUUCUUUAAGGAAGCUCAUUGUAUUUUAAAGCAGUAUUUUAUUCCUGGCAGCAAUUUACAAACAUUCCUUUAUUGUAAUCGUAUACAGUGUAUAUUGCUUUUAGUUUUUAAUUGUAUCAUGCAGAAAUUGUUGGCGGGAAUAAAAUACGGCGAGGAAGCAAGGUUUGCUUGCGGAGGAGACAGGCGUUAAGUCCUGAAGGAAUAAUGAUAGUGACGUCAACAUUAUCAGGGAUAUAGUCACACAUAAGACUUGUACACUUCGCUUUACAUCACAUUAUAGCUUGGUACUUAUCGCAGUACUCUUUAAUUAGAAUAAGGCACCAAACUCUUCCUCUCAAACGUAGAUGGUGCCAAAUUAAUUUACCAUUUUGUAAAUAUUAUUUUAAGAUCUUUUAACAUUCCAUUUUGAAAGACACUUCAUGUGGUGUGUUUUUUCUUCGCUUUUUUUUUGUUAUCCUGCGUUUUUUUCCUUAUGUUUUGACCCUUAGCGUCUUACGAAUGAUCUGUAAAUUUUGUAUUUAUUUUUUUACUAUCAUGUAAUUUAAUUAAUGAGAUAUUCACUAAAACCUUAGUAUAAAGUAGUUACCAUUAUAAUAGUUUAACUCACUAUAAGUGCCGGGAAUGUGGAAUGUGGAUAUAUUUAGGAAUAAAAGAAUGAAAUUGUCGGGUGUUGGAGGUUUCUUCGUAAUUAAUCAUUAUAGAUUUAUAUCAUCAGAAUGUUGAAGUGUAGCUAUUCUGUUACAAAUCUUCUUUUACGGAAUAAAAACUGCUUGGUUACAUCUUUUUGUAUUAUGAAUCAAAUUUUCUACGCAAUACGUUUUACAAUAUUACUUAAAAACUAUGAUCUAAGUUAAGCAAUAUGUAAUGUUGGAGUUUUUCAUUUAACUAACUUUGUCUUCAUUUCAUUAUGAUAUCACAAUAUUAUUUAAAUAGAACGAAAUGUUCUCGCCUUACAGUACAAGCUAUGAUCACAAUUGUUAUUUUUAAGUUUAUUAUAAGCUUGGUUUAUGAUUUAAGAUAUGAUGGAAGUAGUUGAGGUAAAAAAAUAGAUUUUAUGUGUGUAUAUUAUGUCUUAAUUUUAGUUUUUAAGUGAAAAUUCGUAUUCAAAAGUCAAGGCCUAAAUUAAUCAUCUUUUUAUCUCAUAUCUGUAAAUUAAAUAUUGUUUAAUACUCGUUAUAAUAAGUUAGAUAUUUUUAUUUACAAUUGUUAGUU
Trichoplusia ni (cabbage looper) is the source of this 3441-nucleotide messenger RNA. RefSeq names its product polypeptide N-acetylgalactosaminyltransferase 2 (gene Pgant2). Gene Ontology annotation, cellular component: Golgi apparatus. The record is from RefSeq and is a predicted model, not a curated record. The transcript has 11 exons. Bases 434 to 2134 code for a protein of 566 amino acids. NCBI's taxonomy places the organism in Eukaryota, Metazoa, Arthropoda, Insecta, Lepidoptera, Noctuidae.